Molecule: messenger RNA, 4501 nt
Organism: Myxocyprinus asiaticus (Chinese sucker)
Lineage: Eukaryota; Metazoa; Chordata; Actinopteri; Cypriniformes; Catostomidae
Product: semaphorin-6D-like
Exons: 22
Coding region: 556-2637 (693 amino acids)
Biological process (GO): neural crest cell migration; positive regulation of cell migration; axon guidance
Molecular function (GO): chemorepellent activity; semaphorin receptor binding
Source: RefSeq, a predicted model, not a curated record
UGUCAACUGUGUGUGCCAAGGGGCGCUUCGCAUUUACCAAUGCGAUUAAUGAAGAAAAAUAACUUAUUGAGGAAACACUAAACAAAUAAUCGGCUUCUCUGUGCUUUAUAUGCAAGAGGUCUGCAAGGAAUCAGCCUUCUGAACGAGCACAAAGGAAAAUUUAAAAAAGGAAUCAAAGGUCAGUUGUGGAAUGUCUGAGCUUCAUUAAGCAAUCCAGCAAUUUAGCAGAUUCUUGCCUCUCCUUGAUCACUUGACUGCAGUCCUGCUGUCUGAUUGGAUCUGCUUUUGAGGAGAUGGUAUCUACCACAGUCCUAUUCUCAAGGGGGGAUUCAUGGACUUCAAAUCUAAGGGUCUAGACUGAAAAUAGCUUUUGUCUUCGUUGUUGUUGCCAUCUGCUCCCCUCUCCCUUCUCAUCGACACCAGUGAGAGCUAAAGUGGACUGGAAACACCAAAUAUUCUUCUGAUUCCACCGCAGUCCAUCUUGUCUGAGGAUAACAGUGGUGUUCAGUCCACUCUGGGUCAUGCUGUGUGGCUGAGUUCUAUGCUCUAGCUGAAAUGAGGUUGGUGAUUUUGGGGUCGUGGCCCCUCUUGGUCUUGACCCUCACACUCACCCUCAACUGCCUAAUGCACCUUUGCCAUGGUGCCACACCCUUUCCUCAGGACCUGGAGCCAAUCAAAAUUGUCGACAGUGAAUGCACCUACCUGUACCCCAGUUUCCAGGGGAACAUGUCAGAUAAUGACACUGCCAGACUGGGGCUGGAUUUUCAAAGGAUGCUGCGGAUUAACCACAUGCUCUAUAUUGCAGCCAGAGAUCAUGUUUUUGCCAUUAACCUCAGUGCUUCAACUGAGCGUAUCUACCCCCAACAGAAACUGACAUGGAAGACAAAGGAUGUGGAGAAAUGCACAGUCAGGGGGAAAAACAGCGAUGAGUGUUACAACUACAUCAAAGUGCUGGUACCACGUAACGAUGAAACUCUCUUUGCAUGUGGAACAAAUGCAUUCAACCCCACCUGUCGCAAUUACAAGAUGUCAUCUCUGGUGCAGGACGGAGAGGAAGUGGUUGGUCAGGCCCGCUGCCCUUUCGAAUCACGCCAGUCCAACGUUGGCCUAUUUGCCGGCGGCGACUUUUAUUCAGCCACGAUGACGGAUUUUCUAGCAAGUGACGCAGUGAUUUAUCGAAGUUUAGGAGAAAGUAGUCCUGUCCUGCGAACCGUAAAAUAUGACUCAAAAUGGCUACGAGAACCUCAUUUCCUUCACGCUAUUGAGUACGGAAACUACAUCUACUUCUUCCUUAGUGAGAUUGCAGUGGAAUACACCACUCUUGGCAAGGUGGUGUUCUCUAGAGUGGCUCGAGUGUGUAAGAAUGAUAAUGGUGGUUCUCCGCGAGUUCUAGAGCGUUACUGGACAUCUUUCCUGAAAGCUCGGCUGAACUGUUCAGUUCCGGGUGAUUCAUUCUUCUACUUCGAUGUCCUUCAGUCAUUAACCAACGUCAUGCAGAUCAACCACAGGCCUGCGGUGCUGGGUGUCUUUACCACUCAAGCCAACAGCAUCACCGGUUCUGCAGUGUGUGCAUUCUUCAUGGACGACAUUGAGAAAGUCUUUAAUGGGAAAUUUAAGGAGCAGAGAAACAGUGAGUCAGCCUGGACACCAGUUCCUGAUGAGAUGGUGCCCAAACCCAGACCGGGAUCGUGUGCAGGUGAUGGCCCUGCGGCUGGUUAUAAGUCCUCUACAAAUUUCCCUGAUGAGACACUUACAUUCAUUAAGUCUUACCCACUAAUGGAUGAAGCCGUACCUUCUGUCAACAAACGCCCCUGCUUCACAAGAACCACCAGCAGGUUCAAGCUGACCCAGAUUGCAGUGGACACGGCCGCUGGACCUUUUAAGAACUACACAGUUCUGUUUCUGGGCUCGGAGAACGGACGAGUUCUGAAGAUUCUCGCCAGCACACAAAUAAACUCCUCAUACAGCACCCAGGUUUUGGAGGACAUAGAUGUAUACAACCCCAACAAGUGUAAUGUGCGUGGUGAGGACCGGAGGAUUCUGGGAUUGGAGUUGGAUAAGGACCAUCAUGCCCUGUUUGUAGCAUUCUCAAGCUGCGUGAUCCGCAUUCCGCUCAGUCGCUGUUCUGACUAUGGCGUCUGCAAAAAGAGCUGUCUGUCCUCACGAGACCCCUACUGCAUCUGGCUGAGCGUGGGGAACUGUGCCACAGUGGCGCCGGGACUGAAGUUUGGAUUUGAACAGUAUGUGGAGAGUGGAUAUCUUCAGUACCCAGACAACUGUCAUGAUGUCAUGGCCACGACUCGCAAGCAGAACCCUGCAGUGGACUCUGCGUAUGGAAAGACCUCACCCACAAGCGCCACCACAACCAAUCAGGGGCCAGCUCUGCCUAAAGUCAAAGGUGUCUCUGAGACAGGUACCCACCCCGAGGAGGGGAGACGGGGAGGGCAGGGUUCUCCUGACUUGGAGCCAGUCAGUGUGGAGAUGGAGGUUGGAGAUCUCUCAUGUGUCUGUUGGUCGCCUGUCUCUGGAAGUGUGGUUACCUUCUUGUUCACCUUCGCCUUUGCCUGUUAUCGUCGCCCAGUUCCCUUGGAGGAGGAUUCCUCGUUCUCUGCCCGCAUGUCAGGGGAGAGACCUUAGCCUGGGCUUUGCUUCGCACCACACCAGCUCCAAUGGACAUUCUUCGUAUUGCUCCUGACUUCCACAACGCACGCACUUAUCCUACAAACACACUCAUCCCUUAGCCCGUUGAGCAGCUAAGUUUUUCGACUCUUCUCACCACUGCAGCUGGUGCCGGGUGCGCCUGUCAUUAUUUGCAGAAAGCCUUUGUUAUUAAUAAACUCAUUGACUGUUCCCCUCUGCAUUUGGGUCCCUUUGUCUCCCCUCACCCUCUUGACAAUAAAUUAUCUAAAUCCGAUCGCUCAUUUCAUUUGAUGCUGGCCUAGGUCAGAAUAUUGAGAAAUAAGUUGUAACAAAGAAAAAAAAAAACAGAUUAUAUAAUCUAGGCAUUUUUUGUCCCCACAUUUUGGAAUUUGGGGCAUUUUUGUCUCUUUUGUUUGUUUCUGACACUGGUCUCAUUACAUUUUGACAUGUACAGUAACAUCCAUGUUCUAUCUGACACUUUUCAAUAGAUUUUGAAUGAAUGAUGUUUGUAGGAAUAAUAUUUGGGUGAAGUCAAGGUCUCGCUGCUAAUUAUGAUGUACAACCAACCACAGCUGUACUACAUGGAUGAUGUUUAUCAUACCACUCGAGGGCCAAAAAUGACUCUGGCCAUUUAGCUGCUCUGGGCCCUUGAUUUGCAGGUGACUGUGACGUCUGUGGCUUUCCGGCCAGAUGGAAAGUCCACAUGCUUCACACUCUUGCUACGGUUGCAGCUUUAGAGAAUAGUUCUAAAUCUGUAUGAAUUUCUCUCUUCUGUGGGACAUAAAAGGAGAUUUAUUUUCCUAAAGAUAUCUUUUGUGUUCUACAGGGAAAAUAAAUUUAAAUGUGUUUGGAACAACAUGAGGGUGAGUAUAUGAUGAUAAUUUUGUUUUUGUUUUUUUUGUUUAAAUAUCCAUUUAACAUUUAUGUAUCAUGUUGAUUUCUACACUGUUGUUUUUACAAAAAAAAUUUGGCAGCUGUGGUUGCCAGAAUAAUUAUGUAAAAAAUACAGUAAAAAUGUAAACAACUUUACAGAACAACCUGUAAAUUUUACAGUUUAAAACUGUUGUAAUUUACAUGGCCACGAUGGCACUGUAAAAAAAAUUCUGUUAAAUUUACAGUAAAAAAAAACCUCAUAAACUUGAUAUUAGCCUACUGAAACUGUAAAAAUCUGCUUUUUACAUUAUAAGGUAUUUGUUGUAACUACAGAAGAGUACAUGAUGACAUGAAGUUCAUCAAUAGUGGCUCUUCCAGGAGCAAUUACCAAUAAACACGUAGAGACAGUGCUCAUUGUCACUCACACAAACACAAAACACCAUCAGGGUAACACAUGUGAAAUUAAAAUAACGCAAUAAACAUUAACUAAACUACAUCAAAUAUAAAACAGUACACCCCGAUGUACAUAACUGAUAUUAAAAAUAAGAAGAAACAUAACUAUUCCCAUAAAUAUAAUGAAAUGUAAUGGGUCACGCAGGGAAUUGUGGGAACACCUGAUUACUGCUUUAUACUGUAAUUUUAACAAUAGUUUGCUGUAAAAAGUAAAUGUACUCUGUCUAAACGUAAUUUUUUAUUUUUUUUUACCAUUAUGCAGGAAAAUCAUACUUUUUAUUGUAAAAACUACUGUAUUGUCUUUUAAAAUAUAUUACAAUUUGUUACUGCAUAUUUUACAGUUAAUAAUUGUUAAUCAACGUUUUAUUUCUGUAGCAUUUUUACAGUCUUUUACUGUUAAAAUUACAGAAUUUUUUUUACAGUGUAGUGCCUAAUUAUGAUAACUGAUCAUAAACUAAAUGUCGUCCAUGAAAAGUGUUACAUUCUAUUAGCAAUCUCAGGACCCCAGAUAUAAAACAUUAAUAAAUGCAAUGUA